Molecule: messenger RNA, 1020 nt
Organism: Symbiodinium natans
Lineage: Eukaryota; Dinophyceae; Suessiales; Symbiodiniaceae
Source: the annotation of a GenBank genome assembly
AUGCAAAAAUGUUGUUGUUGUUGUUGUUGUUGUUGUUGUUGUUUGUUGUUGUUUGUUGUUUUCUUUCUGUUCUUCUCUGGAGACUCAUGUCAAGACUCUGGGGCCUCAGGAGUCCCUGAAAUAACUCCAAAGUCGUCCCAUGGUAGGUACGCCCCCCAAGCCCUGCACCCGGAGCUUUUCAGCGGUCGCUGGCGCGACGAGUGGCUGGCAGAUGGCUUUCUCAAGGCCAUCCGCCAAAACGAUCCGGCUGUGUGGAAGAGCAUCUUGACCGAGCACGUGCCAGGGCAGGUGUAUUCCUUCCAGAUGGUGACAGAGGCAUUCUGCGAAAUGUUCCUGGAGGAGGUGUUCAACUUCUACAAGAGUGGGCUUCCCGCAAGACGUCCCAAUAGCAUGAACGCCUACGGCAUCAUCCUAAACGACAUCGGGCUUGAGCCCCUCAUCGACGAGCUGCAGCGUCAUGUUCAGCCACUUGGCGACCUCCUCUUCCCUGGCCCUGGCAGCUGCUGGGAUGGGCAUCAUUGCUUCAUUGUUCGCUACAGAUCCGGCGAGGAUCUCGGUCUGGACAUGCACACCGACGACUCGGAUGUGACGAUGAAUCUCUGCUUGGGUUUGGAGUUUGCGGGGGCUGGCUUGCAGUUUUGCGGCAUGAUGGGCGCAACAGAUCAUCGCAAGCACUGCUACACGUACUUCCACAAGAAGGGCAGCUGCGUCGUUCACCUGGGCCGGCGGCGGCAUGGCGCCGACGACAUCACGUCUGGGGAGCGAUUGAACCUCAUUUUGUGGAAUCACUCCAGCACGUACAGGGCAAGUGACGAGUCCGAGAAUCCCGACUACCUUGUAGAAGAAGGUGCUCCGGACCCCGUUUGCGUCAGCUACACGCACGACCGGGACUUCGGAAACUUCAAGGAGUAUCCAGCAGGCAAAGAGCACUUCCGCGGUCGCGGCUGGUGCCCUCGGAGAAAGAUGGAGUACGAAGGAUUCACCCCAGACUGUGAGGAAGAGCAAGCCCCACGACGCUGA